Molecule: messenger RNA, 1137 nt
Organism: Aureobasidium vineae
Lineage: Eukaryota; Fungi; Ascomycota; Dothideomycetes; Dothideales; Saccotheciaceae
Source: the annotation of a GenBank genome assembly
AUGGGCGCAGCAGAGAACGGACAGCCAGGCCCCUUGGCCAAGGUCAGCGAGGUUAUCGCGACGUACCGACCGACGAGGGUGAGAGCCCCCUCAUAUGCACCUCUCCCCAACCUCAACACUGACGCAACCAACAGNCUCUUCAAAGCUCCCAACCUGCACUACACCUCGCUCGACUUCGACUCAACCGGCGAACUGCUCCUCCUCGCCCGCACUGACGAUACCCUCCACAUUUACAACACAAAGGCUGGAGCGCACGCCAAAGAGCUCAAGUCGCAAAAGCACGGCUGUGCCCUUGCGCGCUUCACCCACCACUCGCAAUCCGUCAUCUACGCUUCGACCAAGCUCAAUCACGACAUCAGAUACCUUUCUGCUCAUGACAACUCCUACAUCCGCUACUUCAAGGGCCAUACCGACAAGGUUACCUCCAUCCAGCUCUGCCCGAGCGAUGACACCUUCCUCUCUGCCUCUCUCGACAACACAGUCAAGAUAUGGGACCUACGCUCCUCCUCUCCCCAGGGCAGUCUCAAUCUGCACGGCGCCGUCUUGACUGCUUAUGAUCCUUCGGCCACCGUCAUUGCCAUCGCCUCUCCCGCUACCCAGACCAUUGUCCUCUACGACGUUCGCAAUUACGACAAGCCUCCUUUUGCAACCUUUGACAUGCAGGAUAUCGAGCGCCGCUUCAGCCAAUAUGGCCAAGCUCAAGCCCAAGGCUGGACAACUCUGGAGUUCAGCAACAAUGGCCAAUACAUCCUGGUGGGAACCAACGGCCCAGGUCAUUAUGUCCUUGACGCCUUCGAGGGUGUUCUGAAAGCCUAUCUGUAUCGCGCCCAGGGUCCUCCACCUUUCCCAUCUCAGCUCGGCCAAAGCGACAGCCCCUUGCGCCAUACUCAAUCCUCGCUCCAAGGAGACGCCUGCUUUACCUCUGAUGGCCGCUAUGUCGUCUCGGCCUCGUCCAAGGGUGGCAUGUUGGUGUGGGACCUGCUUGCUGACAAGCGCUCUGACGGUACCAUGAAUCCCAUGACCGAUUUGCCAGGGCCAAGAACUUCCACAGUUGUUGGUGUAAACCCCAGAUACAACAACCUCGCCAGCGCUGGUCAGGAUGUCGUCCUUUGGCUGCCCGACCCUGAAUUGGCUUGA